UCCCUGGGCGCAGGACGGUCCCUCGGUCUCUUCAUGUUCUUCCUCCCGUUGUUUGUGUGGGUCCCCUGAGAGGUUUGCCUGAGGUUCCCGGGAGGCUGCUGCUGUGUGCCCCAGGGCGAGCUUCGGCCCUCUCUGUGCCUUGGUGCUCAGGGCUAGUAACCCUGUUUUCCUGGAUAUGCAGGAUGAAGCCUUCAGGCUCCCUCCCCUCUCACCACCUUAGGAUCCGCGCCUUAAGACCCAGCAAAUGGGGGCCGGGCUGGGGCUCAGCGGCAGAGCGCUCACCUGGCACGUGUGAGGCCCUGGGUUUGAUUCUUAGCUCCACAUAAAGAUGAAGACAUUGUAUCCACCUAAAACUAGAAAAUAAAUUCUAAAACAAGGCAGAACGGGAUGACACCAGUGGGUGGCCCACACCUGCCCUCCCAGCAGCUCAGGAGGCCGAGGCAGGAGGAUUGCGAACCUCUUGGGAGGUUGAGGCAGGAGGAUCACGAGUCCAAAGCCAACCUCAGCAAUAGCGAGGCCCUGAGCCGCUCAGUGAGACCCUGUCUCUAAGUAAAAUGCAAAACGGGGCCGGGGACAGCUGAGUGUCGCCUCCCGAGUUCAGUCCCCCCGUCGACAAACAGAAAAGCACAGCAGCCUCCCCCAGGCUUCAGGAGCUCAAGGUCCAAAACGGGAGGCCAGGGCUGGCCCCCCCGAGGCCCCGAGACGGCACAGCGUCCUCAGCCUCUCUCUGGCCCUCCUGCCCCCCUCAUGUGGACCCUGUGGUGACACUGGGCCCCGACGACCAGGGUGACCCCACCUCAAAGCCAGCUGUUAGCAGCCCCAUCUCACCAACUUGGCGCCCCUGGCUGAGCCGGGCCACACUCGCAGGCCCUGGGGACGGUCACAGACAUCUUUGGGGCCACUCUUCUGCCCACCCCGUGGACAUCCAUGCCCCCUGCCCCACGCAGGCGAUGUGGGUGGCCCUGGCGCCCGGAGCUCGGUGCCAGCCUGGAACCCAAGGACAGCCCUGGGACCGGGGUGGGAGGCUGGGAGGGCCCAGCUGGGCCACUGGGGUGGACAUCCCUGACUGGACACUGUGACCUGCUCCGGCCCCUCAGCCUCUUCUGACCAGCCACUGCGCGCCCCUCGGACCCCAGCAGUCAGGCCCCGUGAAACAUCUCAUCACCAUGUCACGCGUCAGGCGCAGGCCACGCUGCGGUGGCCACACUGCGGUCCCCGCGGCUCGGAGGCUGAGGCAGGAGGAUGGCCAGUUCACGGCCAGCCUGGGCGACUCAGCGAGGUCCAACCUCAAAAUAGAAAUGGAAAGCACCUUGGCCUCCGAGCGCCCCGGGCCCGCUGGCCAGGCCUGGCCCUCGGGGGACGAUGCCCUGGCCUGGGCCUCCAGCCCCAGGGGAGCACCUCCGGGCCUGGCCCUCGCCCAGAUCCCAGCCAGGCGGGGACACUGGCCGGGACACCUGCCCCAGGGUCUGGAGGGGACACAGCAGGCGGCCUCGUCCCCCUGCCCUCUCCACCUGGGACAGCAGGACCACCGUAGCACCCAGCCUCGCGCAGCCUGCAGGCCGCGGUGCCCCCGGGGCUCUAGUCCUCGCCUCCCAGGUGCCGGCCGGGGACAGUGGAGCUGGACCCUGAGCCGGGAGGAUGAAGCAGGCCGAGGCUGGGGAGGUGGCCUCCAGCUAGAAAUGCCUCCACAGGCCGGGAGGGGGGUGCUCAGGUGACGGGGGCCAUCCCCGACCUUCCCCAGGGACGGGCACCGUGCUCAGGCUGCACAGCAAGCACGUCCCUGCCCUGUGGGGACGCCGCCGGCAGGACCCGGGGUCCGGCCGGGGUGAGGCUUGGUGUGUGCUGGAGCAGAUCCCUGGCUGCUGGCCCCUCGUUCUGACCACAGCUUCCCGUUGGUGGCUCCUGCAUGUCCACAUCUUCCAGAGAUGGACGCAGAGACAGGAAGAGGGACGAGGAAAUCUGCUCAGAACCCACAUCUGGAGCAGAAGCAGUCAAGGCUGGCGGGAGCCGGAGAGAGCAGCUCUGCUCAGAGCCCCCCCCCGACGUGUGUGGUCCCCUGCAAGUGCCACCGUCCUUCCCGCAGCACCAUGAGCGGCCCUGAGCCAGGCGCCGAGAACCCGGAGUCCGCCCACCUGCCCUGGUCAGCUCAGCCCAUCUAUGGCAACCUCGGGGAGGUGCGUGCCCACCUGCUGCCCUCUAAGGCCUGCCGCCCCCGGACUCCCAGGUCCCUCGGGGCGCUACAGCUGCAGGGAAGGCCGUCCAGGGGCCUCUCCACCCACCCCCUGCACAGCCCCGAGGCCGUGCAGGCCGCACUGGCCGCCCGGCAGCUGGACGCCCUCCGUGACAUCCACGCGCGGCUCCGAGUCCGGCUCAUGGGUGGCCGCCCGGGCCCCUGCCUCCCGGGCCACAGCUUCCGCCUGCUGGACAGCUUGCCUUGCGUGGAGAGUGGGGAGGCCCUCUACUACCGCGUGGUGCGCAUGGACGGGGUGGCCUGGCACGUCCUGGCUGCCAAGGUGCCCAAGCCGGGAGCGACCAUGCCCCACCCAUGGGGCGUGGAGCUGCAGGCCUCGUUGCCUCCGCACUUCAACCUGCAGGGGCUGUGUGGCUUGGUGCCCGAGGGCGCGCUGCCGCUGGCGCCCUGGAGAGGUCCCGCGGUGCUGGCCACGGAGGUGCCAGAGCGUACAGUGGCGCAGUGGCUGGCAGAAGUCAGCGCACAGCGGCCGGCGGAGUCUGCGUGGGAGGUGGCCCUCUUGUUCCUGCAGCUGAGCGCCGCCCUGGAGCGCCUGGAGGCGCAGGGCGCGACCCUGCUGGAGCUGCGGCCAGAGAACCUGCUGCUGGCGGCGCCGCGGGGCUGUGGGGCCCCAGGACCCCCGCGCCUGCUGCUGGCCGACUUUGGCUGCGUCUGCCAGCUGCCCCAGGGAUCCCUGGGCGCCCAUGCGCUGCAGAUGGGUCGCCUGCUCCGCACACUGCUGGGCCCGGCCACGCCCUCGGCCACACCGGUGGCCGUGGGCCUGGAGCGCCUGGUAGCCCAGCUGCCCCGAAGGCGGCCCUCGGCGGCUCAGACGCGGGGUGCACUGCAGACACUGCUCUGGGGGCCGGGGCUUGAGCUGCGUGGCCGCGGGGCACCGCUGGGGCCCUGGCUGCGGGUUCGCCGCGCGCUGCUGGUGGUGCAUCUGGCGGAGCGCGCUGCAGGCGGGGAGGCGCUGGGCCUGGAGGACUGGCUGUGCUGUGAAUACCUGGCCGAGGCCACGGAGGCCUCGCUGGGCCGCGCCCUGGAGCUGCUGUGGGACUGACCCCAAGGAAGAGUGCACACCUACCUGUCUCCAGGCCUGCUGGAGAAGCAGCACCCCCUUCCCAGGACUGGGACAGGGCCAGCAUCGCCAUCAGAGUGCAGGAGGCCAGCAACCAGCACAGAGUGUUGCUCCCACCUGGGCGGAACUCACCUCCCCAAAGGCCCCGGCCAAAAAGUCCCAACCCAUAUCUCUAAGCAAAUAAAGCGCCUCCCGGGCCCUUGCUAGCUUC
Ictidomys tridecemlineatus (thirteen-lined ground squirrel) is the source of this 3522-nucleotide messenger RNA. NCBI's taxonomy places the organism in Eukaryota, Metazoa, Chordata, Mammalia, Rodentia, Sciuridae. The record is from RefSeq and is a predicted model, not a curated record.